CCAGCAUGGACGCGCUCCCCGGCGCGCUCCCCGGCGGACCCGGACCCCCCCCCUGAAGGUUUCCCGAGGAUGUAACUGCUUCUUUCUCAGCUUCUUUCUCUCACACUUCUUACUCUGACAAUCACAAAUGAGGAUCUGCCCCCCCCUGCUGCUGAUCUGCCCCCCCCUGCUGGCCCUGCUGGCCCUGCCGGCGGCCUGCGUCCUGCCCGGGCGCGCCCCUGCACCCGCCGCCCCUGCGUCCUCCCGGGACACCUGCGCGUCCUGCGCCCUGCCCCCGGUGGAGGACGGGGACGGGGAGCUGCUGGAGGCCGUGAAGCGGCACAUCCUGCACCGGCUGCAGCUGCGGCAGCGGCCCAACAUCACGCACCCGCUGCCCCGCGCUGCCAUGGUAACGGCGCUGCGCAAGCUGCACGCAGGGAGGCUGCGGGACGACGGAGGGCUGGACAUCCCGCACCUGGACGGACACGCACUGAGGGACCAGGUCCUGGAGGACAGCUCCGAGAUCAUCAGCUUCGCCGAGAAAGAUGACCUGGUCUCCUCCAAGUCCAGCCUCUUCUUCCUGAUCUCCAGCGAGGGCAACCAGAACCUGCGGAUCAUCCAGGCGACCCUGUGGCUUUACUUCCGGCUGCUGCCGCACCCCCCGCAGGAGCGCGGCAAGCGCAAGGUGACUGUGAAGGUGUACUACCAGGAGCCCGGCUUCGGCAGCAAGUGGGACCUGGUGGAGAAGCGCCUGGAGCUGAGGCGCAGCGGCUGGCACACCUUCCCCCUGACCUACGCCGUCCGGCUGGUGUUUGAUAAGGGCGAGGACAGGCGGCAGAACCUGGACGUACGCUGCGAAGGCUGCGAGGUGGAGGGUGUCAUGCCGCUCCUGCUCAACGUCAACGACGACUCCCAUCGGCCCUUCCUGGUGGUGCGAGCGAGGAAAGCGGACAGCAAGCACCGCAUCCGGAAGCGUGGGUUGGAAUGCGACGGCAGCAACAACCUGUGCUGCCGGCAGCAGUUCUACAUAGACUUCCGGCUCAUCGGCUGGAACGACUGGAUCAUUGCGCCGUCGGGAUAUUACGGGAACUACUGCGAGGGGAACUGUCCCGCCUAUUUGGCGGGCGUCCCAGGCUCGGCGUCGUCCUUCCACACGGCGGUGGUGAACCAGUACCGCAUGCGAGGGAUGAGCCCCGGCUCCAUGAACUCCUGCUGCAUCCCCACCAAGCUCAGCACUAUGUCCAUGCUCUACUUCGACGAUGAGUACAACAUCGUGAAGAGGGACGUCCCCAACAUGAUUGUGGACGAGUGCGGUUGCGCCUGA
Messenger RNA from Cololabis saira (Pacific saury), 1303 nucleotides. Its product is annotated as inhibin beta B chain-like. Gene Ontology annotation, cellular component: extracellular region. Lineage: Eukaryota; Metazoa; Chordata; Actinopteri; Beloniformes; Belonidae. The transcript has 2 exons. The coding region runs from base 128 to 1303 and encodes 391 amino acids. Gene Ontology annotation, biological process: BMP signaling pathway; SMAD protein signal transduction. Gene Ontology annotation, molecular function: cytokine activity; growth factor activity. The record is from RefSeq and is a predicted model, not a curated record.